GGAAAGCGCCCAUUGGUUAAAUGGAACACAUGUUCCGGUACUCUGUGAUAUAGGAGGCCUCGUGUGCAGCUAGUCCAGAAAAAUAACAGUAGGAAUUUAGGUGAAAAUGUCGUGGUUAUUUGGAUAUCGAGAUAACCAACCUCCCCCACAAGCACCACAGAUCCCCAUACCUCCUGCCGAAGGUGGUGGCGGCGGUGGUAGCGAUGAUAAAAGUACGAGAAAGGCAAUGGAGGCUUACCGGUUUGAUUCCUCUGCUUUGGAGAGGGCCGCUCAAGCUGCAAAAGAUCUAGAGAGAUCAAAAUUUGCAAAGGAAGCUUUGGAACUUUCCAAACAUCAGGAGCAAACAAAACAACAGGAAUAUUUUGCAAAAAUUAAGGAAUAUGAAGCACAUAUUGAGCAUAACAAGGUUGAACAAAAGAGGGUGGAAGGUGAUGAGAAACGCAAGAACAUGCAGGAGGAUACGAAACAAAGCCAGCUUCGUGCUCAGUAUCAAGAUCAGUUAGCUCGGAAAAGGUAUGAAGACCAGCUUCAGCAACAGCAGCGAAUGAAUGAUGAGAAUCUUCGGCGUCAAGAGGAGUCGGUAGCAAAGCAGGAAGCGAUGCGGAAGGCUACCAUCGAGCAUGAGAUGGAUCUGAGGCACAAGAAUGAGAUGAAGAAAGUAGAAGCAGAGCUUCAUGCGAAAGCAAAAGUGGACCGAGAAAACCAAGACCUGACAUUGGAACAGAUCAGGCUUAAGGCUGCAGAGAACAGGGUCACUGUUCUGGAGUCGAUCAAAACAGCUGGGUCAGUGCUAGGUACUGGAGUACACACUCUUCUGGCAGACUGGGACAAGAUUCUUGCAGCAGCUGGUGGUAUAUCCCUGCUUGCCCUUGGGGUCUACUCCGCCAAAGGGACAACAGGAGUAGCAGCCAGAUACAUAGAAGCCAGACUCGGUAAACCCUCACUGGUGCGCGAAACAUCUCGAUUCUCUCUGAUCGAGGUUUUAAGGCACCCGGUAUAUUCAGUGCAGAAGGUGUUCUCCAGGUUCAGGUCACAUGAUGCCCUCUCUGGUGUAGUCCUUGCUCCCAAGCUGGAGGAACGACUGCGGGAUAUUGCAAUAGCGACAAAGAACACGAAGAGGAAUCGUGGAAUGUACAGGAAUAUCUUGAUGCAUGGUCCCCCUGGUACUGGCAAGACAAUGUUCGCAAAGAAACUGGCAACACAUUCUGGCAUGGAUUACGCAAUCAUGACAGGCGGCGAUGUGGCCCCGAUGGGGCGUGAAGGGGUGACGGCAGUCCAUAAAGUGUUCGACUGGGCUGGCACGACACACAAAGGACUUCUUCUGUUUGUUGACGAGGCUGAUGCUUUCCUACGUAAAAGGAGUUCUGAGACUAUUAGUGAAGAUCUUCGUGCCACCCUGAAUGCCUUCCUGUAUCGCACAGGUGAACAGUCAAACAAGUUUAUGCUAGUUUUGGCUUCUAAUACUCCAGAACAGUUUGACUGGGCUGUUAAUGAUCGCCUGGAUGAGAUGGUAGAAUUCAGCCUCCCAGGGCUUGAGGAACGUGAGCGUUUAGUUCGCCUCUACUUCGACCAGUUUGUACUUCAACCGGCUACGGAAGGAAAAAGUGAUUAUUGUACAGGCGGCUAAAGCUGGCACAGUUCGACUACAGCUUGCUGUGCACCGAGAUCGCCAAGCUGACAGAAGGAAUGUCAGGACGAGAGAUUGCCAAGCUAGGUGUCGCGUGG
Molecule: messenger RNA, 1725 nt
Organism: Zootermopsis nevadensis
Lineage: Eukaryota; Metazoa; Arthropoda; Insecta; Blattodea; Termopsidae
Gene: bor
Product: ATPase family AAA domain containing bor
Biological process (GO): mitochondrion organization
Cellular component (GO): mitochondrion
Molecular function (GO): ATP binding; ATP hydrolysis activity; zinc ion binding
Source: RefSeq, a predicted model, not a curated record